AUGUACCAGGUUAGUAAACUAGCAACCUACCCUAACUGUACACAAUGUGCCAGAGAAACCCGCUGCAGAGGUGGUAGAGGACAUGGCAGGGGAACCAGUGCAAGUAGAAGAAGAGAAAGAAGAAGGAGAAGAGGAGGCGGAAGCACAGGGAGACAUAGUCACAGAAGUCGAAGCAGUCGCAGAACAUCGUCUCGACAUGGAAGCAGGCGUGCAUCUCCAACAAGAUCUACUCGGCCUCCACCCGGAAGGCGUGGUCGACCUGUUGGUGCUGAGGAGGAGGCGGGGCGGGUUCAGGUGGGGGCGUGGCAACAUUCUUUAAGUUUUCUCUUCUCUUCACUCUCUGCUCUGCUCGGCAUGUUUUCUAUCAGUAGAUUCAGUAUUCUUACAGCAGACUUCGGAGUAAUUUUUCUUCUUCAAUUCCUGUUGUUAACCCUGCUGUUUGGACUACCAAUGCUCUCCCUCUUCACUAGUUUAGGACAAUAUCUGGGCUCAGGGAUUAUAGAUAUGUGGAGAAUAUCACCUAUAUUUCAGGGUGUUGGUGUGUCUCUUAUGCUUGUACAAGGGAUGAUUGGUGUGUACAGUACUGUCGUUACAUCCUGGAUGUUUGUAUAUUUCAGGGAUUCAUUUAUUUCUUCUGGAGAUUAUAAAUGGUCGUUUUGUAACUACCAACUACCUUACCAUCAGAGUGUUCGACAAUGUGAGGGUAUAAACCAUACCUCUCUUCUCCAGGACACUAUCCCGGAUUAUUUCUCAUAUUCCGUUCUACAUCGGAGCAAUCCAGCUCCGGAUACUAAACCUACCAUGGGAAACAUGCAGUUUCAGGUUGCCUUUAACCUAGUUGUUAUAUGGAUGGUUAUUUUCAUCUGUUUAAGUAAAGGUUUAAGAUCCUAUGGUAAGGUUGUGUACUUAUUAACCCCGAUGACCAUUGUUGGAUAUAUCGUCUUCACUUCAAAAAUUUUGGCGGGUUUUCAGCUGUCGGAGUUCCAGGCCUAUAUUCAAGAUACCAACUGGUGGGAUUUCAUUUAUAACACAAAGUCUUGGGUCUGUGCUGCAAAAGAGUGUUUCCUCGUCUGGGGUAUUUUUGGUGGAUCCUUAAUACAGUUAGCAGCUCAUAACAAGUUCAAACAUAAUAUUAAGAGAGAUACAACAUUUAUAUUACUGGUUGUGAUACUAUUUCUGCUGCUAUCUGGUCUCCUAGGCAUUGUUGUAAAGAAAAGGAUAGAAGUUGAUGGACGCCAGGCCUACAUACCUUCGUCUUUCGAGUCCUACAGCUCGUACCGUUUCAUGCUUCCUACUCCGCAGCAGAUUGAUCCUCUCCGUCCUCCCUCUCCUUCCCGACCCCAUCCCCAGGAUAUAGAUCACGUGUCAUAUCUGACCGGCGUGCGCAUACUGGAUACAACACAGGAUUCUACUCAAUUCUCAGGUUAUCAAGUUAACCGACUAGCUACCGAGUUAAUACCAGUAUAUUUUUCAAUUACAGUUGGAACCAUCUCUCCAGUUUGGGCAAUUCUCUUUUAUUUUACUCUUAUUCUUCUUGGUAUUUCACAGAGUCUUGCUCUCUUCCAUACAUUUAUACAGGGGUUGAUUGCUAUCAGAUCCUCUACUUUAAAGAACUGGGAAGGAAGUAUAACAUUCUGUGUUUGCGCUCUUGGUCUUACACUAGGUCUUCCAAUAGCUACAGAGAUUGGAAUUUUUGUUGUUUACUUUCUUGACUGUACUGUUGGUUCUGGUUGGUGGGUGAUGGUACUGUACCUACUCCUUGUAUUUGGUGUACUUGUAGUACGGGGCAAACCGUACGGUUCAAACCAGAUUUCUACUCUACUCUUCCCCAGAUCAUCUAUAUGUUCAGGUUGGCUGGGACCUUUCUUAGCUUUUAUUUGGACUGUGAUAUUACCCAUCUCCUUGUUGAUAAUGUCUGUUGUAACUUUUAAAACUGGUCACGUGUCCGACAUGUUUGAUUGGAGAGUGGGUGUAGGGUACAAAUACCUACCCAGCUGGGUUCGUGAGAUUGGUUCCAUGAUGCAGCUUCUUCCUAUUCUCAUUGUUCCAUUCGUUGCUGUCAUUCAAACCUGUAGAUACUUCCUUUAUAGUACAGAUUCAUUGCACACGAAAUUGGAGAUGUUAUAUAAACCCUACUACUCAGCACAAAGACGACUUCCAACAGUUCGAUCUCCUGAUGUAAUUCUAACUAAUUUCAACCCUUCCACCCCGGCUGCCCCUCCCCAGGCCUCGGAUCCGCCCCCCAAGUACACCCCGCCUCCCAGCUAUAGUACAGCUACAGGGGCUAGGCUUGCCAGAAUCAUUAGACAGUCUUUCAGAAGAUCUAUGCGGAGGUUACAGGGAGGAGGACGACAUCUAAUCAAGGAUACAUCCUCUCCCCCAGACUAUGCAACCGUCAUCAUUGAAUCCAGUAACUUCUCCGCCCUAGGCCAGGACUCCAGUAACUUCUCCGCCCUAGGCCAGGACUCAAGUGGCUACUCUGCCCCGCCUUCGGAAGCUCAAGAGGAGAUGUAUUUUGACAACCUCCAACAGAGACCGGUUGAAGACAGGGUUGACCUUGGAGCCUUCUCCCUGGACCUGGGUCUGGUUCGACUUGAGAGACGUGAAUCUGACUCUGGUAGACCCGGAGAACAGGAUCGAACCACAGAUCUGAGAUAUCGGCACAGCAUGAACCUGGGCCGGGAAACAGGCGUAGAAGGAGGUUUCCUUGCCCUGGGUGUAGGAGGACUUCUACGAGCAGAUAGUGAAGCUGUUCUAGUGGAGACAGAAGAACCUGUUCAUAUAGAGCCAGGUCGGCAUGAAGCUAAUCUAACCAGACUACAGGCUCAAAAUAUCAACAUGAAAAGUGCAAGAAACAGUGACCUAAAGUCCAAUGUGAACAGCAAUCACAGCCAACAAAACAGCAACCCUUCGGUGAUAAACAGUAUCCAUUGUCGACUAAACAGCAAUCCUGGCGGAGAAAACAGCAGCUACAGUCGACAAAACAUCAAAACAGGAAUUGAACAAGGGGUACAGGAGCCAAGACAAAGAACGGCAGAAUCUCAGAGAAAAUCAGAAAGAGAAUUAGACGCAGGAUCAAGAGAAUCUGGAGGAACAGGAGCCAAAGGAGCAGAAACAGGAUUAAGAGGAGAAUUAUUUACUGAAGAUGCUCAAAGUUACGCAGACUGUUCUGUUCUAGAAGUUAAAAAUUCUCUCAGAUUUGCCGCCAAAGACAGAAACGUAAAUAUUAGGGACCCCGGGCCAAAUUUAGGAGAUUUUUUCCAACUAAGGGUCCCUGAAGAUGAAUUUGGUGAGAUUGUGUUUGUUGAGCGAGAACCGGUCAAAAACCAGGAAGAGGCAGUUAAUUUAAACGUACUUUCAGUCCCUUUAGGGGCUUCUAGGGGCUCUAUCAGGGCCUCCAGAGAAUCUUCAAGGGGUCAUAUGGCCUUUACAAGAGGUUUUAGGGACUCAACCAGGGGUUUAGAGGAUAUAUCAAGGGAUAAACAAGUUAUUCUAAACGUUGAUACAUCUACAAGCGUUAUAUAGACAAAGUCAAUUCUUAUUUAGAUAUUUUUGGAUUCUGUAAAAAGACGACAUUUGCCCGAGACGUUGAAUAAAAAAUUUCAAUUUAAA
Messenger RNA from Eurytemora carolleeae, 3612 nucleotides. RefSeq lists its product as uncharacterized. The transcript is spliced from 24 exons. Bases 1 to 3525 code for a protein of 1174 amino acids. NCBI's taxonomy places the organism in Eukaryota, Metazoa, Arthropoda, Copepoda, Calanoida, Temoridae. Gene Ontology annotation, biological process: sodium ion transmembrane transport. Gene Ontology annotation, cellular component: membrane. The record is from RefSeq and is a predicted model, not a curated record.